AUGGGUGACAUCGAAAAGCAAACAGAGAACUCCGUUAAAGGCCUUCGAGAACAAUUACAGAACAUGCCAGUCAACAUGCGAAUUUUUUCUCUUUGCAUGAGAUCCCUUUACUCAGAUGGGGCUCUUGGCACCAGUUCCGAAGGCGCUAGAAAGUUUAGGGAACUCCGAGACAACACGAGAAACGACGCAAUGGUAUACCUUAAAGGUGUUCUGCCGCUUUCGACUAAACUGGUUUCAUCCAUCAGCGAUUACUUUGAGUAUUAUGGAGCCCUGGAGUACGAAGAAUGGCGUGAGAUGCUGUCUGAUAUCCUUGAAGAGACCACUGGCUACAGGGAACUGUGCCAAACACUACUGCAGAUGCACGAAGAUAUCUUGGUUCCACUUAAAGAGAGAGAAGACCAGGCCCGUGUAAUUAUAGAAGAAUUGAAACACCUUCAAGAGGAAUUUGAAAGGAAGAAGAAAGAGCUAGAAGACAUGGCAGGUACAAAACGCUCCUGGGCGAUUGGACUUGCCUUUAUACCGUUUGUAAACCUUAUCGCGAGCCCUAUGUUGUCUGCUGCUGCUGAAUCAGAUCUGGCUGAUGCUGUUGCUAAAGGCUGCGAGGCAAAAAUUCAAGAAGCCGCCGCAAUCACAGUCAGCAACACCCUCAUCCCUGCGUUGAGGGGCUUUAUAGAUGGUAUCUCCAACGCAGCUGCUUUCUUCGCCGUCAUGGAACAGGAGUUAAAAAAGUUUGAAGGAAAAGCUGAGAAAAGCAAGAGCGACAGCAAGAAACUGUACUUCAAAGUUAUGAAGGCACAAGCAAGAGAUAUGAAGUCCCUUUGCCAAGGCUUCUACGCGGUUAUACCAGCCGUCAGAACCGAUUUCCUAGCCAUUCCAACCGAGGGAACAGACCAGAACUACAUCGACAGGUGGCUGGAAAAGCAGAAGAAAACCAUUCAAGAAAAAUGUUCAAUUCGAAAGCUAGCGAGAAAGCUUCUGUUAGCCAUCACAGCCCCAGAUGAGAGCGAGUGAAAAGUGGAAAGAACAAGAUCGAGUGUGACUCUAAGGAACAUCUUAAUGGAAACAGUAUGAUUUUUGUCUUUUUGUCUUUUUGUCUUUUUUACAUAUAUAUUGGAGUAAGUGUAGUUAAAUGCAGCAGUAAAACUAAUUUUUAACGUGAUUCAAUUCGGCAUUAGGGGUGGCAAUGACUACGAAGUUAUCGGAAUUGCUUCGUCUACGAUUUGAUUUUGUUACCUUUGUUAAUUGUUCAUAGAGUGUGAGCGAGACUUUCACCCGAUCCGAUGAGGUAUUUGGUAGUGUUAGAGUGCCUUCCGAAGGAUCUCGUUAUUAGUACUUUUCUUUUGGGUUUCGUCUGAUCACCCAUUAAAAAGAGCUCUAACUGACGUAGAGACUUAGUAGAGCAAGAAUGCAGAGCUUUGAAUUAAAUAUUUCAGUCAUUACUUUUCACGGAAAUAAAUCAGUAGAGAGCUUAUUAAUGCACAGUCCUGUAAGGAACUAUGGAGGAGUUGGGAUAUCACGGCAGCGAGGCCUAUGAAGGAGGUGAUUAAAAAACAGAUGUCUAUCUUCAGCAUUUUGCCAGUACCUCGAUGUGUUAACCGUCUCUACCGGCGUUAGACCUCCUCGUGGAUGACAUGUAAAUGAAGUGUUAAGUUCGGGCUGGAAACGUGUUGAUUUGGCUUUGCAGCUCAGACUGCAAAUAAUUUUUUAAAAAUUGUGUAGUUUCACAUCGUUUCUUAGAACGGGGAGGAAAUCUACAAAGUUUUAGAACGCAUGUGCAGAGCAGUUGUUCUGCCCGUUACAAGUUUUGUUUCACCUUGUUCUCGUUCUCGCUGCCGUCGUUUUGUAUAAGUCCCCAUUAGCGACUGGAAGAGGAGUUCUACGGAGUUGUAACAAUCUGCUAUAAGAAUUCAACUCAUGAUAGAACUCCGAGAUUGAAGUUUUAUUUCUGCUAUGUUUUUUAAAAUUGACAGGUUUUUUAUAUUAAGUCUAUAUUAAAUCAUUAUUCAUAACUUUUUAUAGGAGCGUUAUUAUUUUAAUCUUAUAAUCAAAUAAGUUCAGGACACACAUUAUCAUGUGGUGUCAACUGUAAUCAAAAGUGAGUGAUUGUGCAAAGGUUUGUAAUUGAUUAAGUUUUAAUAAAGACUUCACAGAUGUUCCACAGAAUGCGUCAGAAUUUUCUUUACCCCGGGGAAUUCAGGCUUAGAAUCGAGCAAUAGAGACCUUGCCAACGAACGUCAGUGGGUCAACCAAAGAGGAAAAAAAGAUCUGUUAUUAAAAGUUGACUCAGUUACAUUUUUUCCAGGUAAAUUAACUUUGAGCUCCUUUCUGGUUGAAAGGAUUAACUAGGUUUAACUGUGUCCGGGUGAAAACUUGUCAACAUGUUUGCCGUAUUGGAAAAACAACAUCUUCAAGUCGUUAAUUAUUUCAAUAGAAAAGAAUGAGCUCUGAAAUUCAAUGUACAAAGUUUUAUCAUAUCCUGGUCGAGCCCCUCCCAAGAAAUUCAUUGAAAACCUUCCUGUCGGGCUCUCGAAAAUGCGCGUAACACGCGCGUAAGAGAACAGACAGCAAAGAGAAACUUCCUGCUCGCGCGUUCCGAUCUAAAUCACUGGAAAUCCAUCAACGAGGCGCCCGUUUCUUGAAAUCAAAGUAUUGAUAACCUCGCAAGAUGGGAUUAAGUCAAUUCAUUCAGAGAAUAAUAUGCAUCCCUGCAUGUGUCAUAAAUUUUCAGUUCUAAAGCAGUAAUGAUCAUGACACCACCAGGGUAACUUGCGUUACUCAGCAAAUGAAUUGGCCCGAACUUUUAACCAACAAGUUUGAGGAGUAUUGUAGCAGGAUAAUUUUUCUAACGGAUUAUGAACUUUUUUCAAAUUGGUGGCUGAAAGACAAACCAUUACUUAGGAUAUCGACAUACAAGUACCCACAUAGGUACAUUUUCUUUGCAAAUUUUAAAAAAGGUCAAAUUGUCGAGCGUCUCUUCAGCUGAGAAAAUUUAAUUUUAAAUUUAUGUAUCUAACCCCAUCAUACUGACGUGCAAUUUUUGGCACGUGCGAGUCGAACCGUAUACUUUCUCAUAACGAGUUUUACCUUUUCCCAAGGAAAAAUUUGAUCCAGAUCUUCAUUUCAAAAAAGAUCUAUUUUAUGAAUUAAAGAAAACUCGACCUUUGCACACAAUUAUCAAUAGAAUCAUUUUAUAUAACUUAAACAUAGUUAAGGAGGAUGACGUUUGAUUUGAGAUUUCUCUCUCGCCUAACAUUGGGCACGAGUCGCUAGGUUAAUAUCCCAGCGGGCGAAGUUUGCUUUUUUUUAAACAAUUUUGAUCUUAGCGAAAAUAGCACGCCGACUAAACGAGCUUAUGGCACCUGUUUUUAAAUCUUUAGUGAUCUUGUUUGGCAGUUGAUUGUGUUGGUGAGACGUAUAAUCAUGUUCGUCGACACAACAGAUUUCCUAAGAGUGAGUGGGCGAUGACAAAAUGUGGCCGGAACGUGUAAGUUUAAACAAGAAGCGUGCAAACUUGAACAACACUUGUUCAAAAGUUGUAUACCUAAAAAAAGUAUCUUGCCGCUUUCGACCGAAUUGCUUUGCAUGUAACAGCGAGUAAUUUUGAGUAUUAUGAAGUUCUGGAGUACAAAGAAUUUCGUGGGCGGAUUCCUGACAUCCUUGAAGAAACCAUUAGCUACAAGGAGCUGUGUCCAACGGCAUUGAAAAUGCACUGA
Molecule: messenger RNA, 3713 nt
Organism: Pocillopora meandrina
Lineage: Eukaryota; Metazoa; Cnidaria; Anthozoa; Scleractinia; Pocilloporidae
Source: the annotation of a GenBank genome assembly